ACUGUCUGGACCGUGCGCACGCGCACUGUGACGAUGGGAAUUUCCUACAGCUGAGGAGGCGUAGCUAGCAACAGCGAGAAUUUCUUAAAGCUUGGUGAUGUCAGAGGUAUUAUGCCAUAAGGAUUUAUUUUCACGAUAAGCAACCGUGAACUGAAGUGGAAGCUGAAAGAUAUGGAGUAGAUGCAACUCUGCAUUAAUACAGUGCAAAACAGCAGCUCUGUUUGACUUCAUCUUCUGUCAUUGUCUGGAAAUGAGUUGGACUUUAAACAAGUAGAAGAGAUGCCCAUAAGGUGGUUGAAAAGAAGAAGGCUACAUCUUGCAGCCUAGCCACCAUAACUGAAAGUGCUGCAUCUUUUUCUAUUUUAGAAGAUGCAUUGCUGAUUGGAUGUAAAUUCUCAUUCUCUUCCAUCUCUCACAAUACUGUCACUGAUGCUGACUGUGUGCCACUAUGCACUGUGAAUAAUGACAACAAAAAAAUGGUGCCUAAAUGCAUCCUCAUGCAGACUAUGCUGAAAGCAGUGAGGCUUGCACAAAAAAGUGUAACAGCUGACUGAUAGUCUGCUGCCUGUGAUGGAUGCAAAGUUGAAGGAGGACCUAUUCCGGAGGUAUGUGGCAGCGCUGGAGAGGCGUCUGGAGGAUGGGGAAUACACAGCGACAGGAGCUGCACCAGAUGUGGACAAGGGAAGACAUAAGGACAGUGAGGCCCUACUCUCCACGGCCACAGCUCUGUUGGGGGCCUACCAACCAGAUCCGGGACAGCGUUUUCGUAUGGUGCGUUUCUAUGAGGUGGUAGAGAAUUCCCUUCGCUGCCUGAGAGGGGGCAACCUCAAGAGCCUGGAGAGAGCCUUCCACACUUUGGAAACCAUCUGCACCAACCUCUUGCUUUUCCCCUGGAAAAAGGAGUUCAGAUGUAUCAAAACUUUCACUGGUCCAUAUGUGUACCAUCUGCAGUCUGCAAUUCCUGACCCUGAGCUUCGAUCCAUUAUGAACAUCAUUGGCUACUCCUGUGACCAUGAGUCGCAGUUCCAUUUGCAAGAGCACUCGGGAGGUACAAAUCAUCUCCGCCAAUUGGCUUUUGAGCUCUUCCUGGCUCAGGCAGAAUGUUGUCUUCUGGGAGAGGUCGUGGCUCUGGCCCGUGGUUCUGCCUCAGAGCUGGAAGCCCUGGAACUCCGCAGAGGUUGCAGAGAUGAUGCAGCUGGCUGCGCCGAGGCACUUCGCAGACGUGACAGCCUCGGGGCAGAUAUGGCUCGGCUAUCUGUGCGGCCAGUGGAUAUUGAGAGGCCUCAUGCUCUCCUCCUGAGGAGAGGUAGCCGACCAUCGAAGUCGGUGGAUGUUACAGAUGGGGCUGGUCACUGGCAUGCAGCAGUUAACAAGCCUGUGUUGAAGGCCUCAUUGAGUCUGAGGAAGGAGCCUCUGUUUGUGGAUGCAGAGGAGGAUAUGAAGGAUGAGAUCAUCAGGCCCUGUACUUCAGCAUCUUUUUUCUCUGUGGCAGCUCCACCUUCCUAUAGCCCUGUUGCCGAUUUCUUCCCAAUCCAGUCACCUCCACCCACUGAUGCUUACUCAUCUUACCACCUGUCUUCUUUGGAUGAGAUUGACUUGUACACAGAGAGGGGCGGCCCCGGCACAGGAGGAAGGCAAACCCCCUCUCGACCUCCAUCCAGAGAGCCUCGAGAAGCGAGGGAUGGAUGGCUGCUUAAAGCCCAUGGUGGUGUGAAGUGUCAGAGUUGUGGGUUGGGCUGCUCCACAAUGGCCUCCUGCCAGAGGUGUGACAUGAUCCUCUGUUCUGCCUGCCACGACGUGGAUCCCUCCCCAUGCUGCGGCCUCCAGGACUACCCCAAAUCCCCACGACCCCUUGAUGGCUACAUUCCUGUGAAGGAAAAGCUCUCUGUCUACUCCAGUACUCACUCUCACUCCCAUCUCCACCCUCAUCCUCUUACGCUGACCCAUUCACAUUCUCACCCCCACCCUCACCCCCAGAUGGUGGAGAAACCCCUCAUGGCCACAAAGCUGUUUGCAAGCAAGUCUGUUGCCUUGACAACACCAAAGGGAGGCAGCAGUGAGCGAGUAGCCAUAGGCGGAUCACGAUGUGGGUUUUGCAACAAGCCUGGCGCAUCACAUACUUGUGUGAACUGCUCUAAGGUAUCAUGUGACUCAUGCAUGGGUUUGUAUGCAAAGGAUAUGUGCACGCGAAAAAAUCCACAGCACAGUUUUGUGCCCAACCAUCAGCUCAACUUCAAAUCUGGCACCAUAUCUCACCUGGUGUACCGAUGAAUCAGGCAGACAGAGUAUAUAUAUAUAUAUAUGUUUUUUUUCUUUCUCCUUCCUAGUCUCUUGACCUGUAACGUAGUCUUGCACUAUUGCUUUAGCUGUUCCUGCUUUAACAAAUCAUUAAUACCUUCCUCUUUAGCUGACGGUCUUUUCUUGCCUCUCUAACUCUCUUGAACUUGUACAUUUCUCUUGCAGUAGGGCCCUGGAAUGCACACGCCACAGAGAGCCAAGCUGUCUGUCUGCCUUGUUCAAGUUCAGGCCUUUAAUUUAUUUCUUUUUUUUAUCUUGCUACCUGCUCUUGAGUAGUCAUGUGAUGUUGUAGCGCUUCUGAAAUUCUCCAAUUUUCACCUUCUGAAAAGGGAAACUGUAGAAAAAUUAGUUUCCUUAUUUUGAAUGAAUUCCGUCCAGAUGAACAUAUAUAUUCUUUGCCUAACUUCUCAGCUAAAAAUUCCUAACAUAUAAAUAAAUAUAUAUAUAUAUAUAUAUAUAUAUAUAUAUAUAUAUAUAUGUGUGUGUGUGUGUGUGUGCGUGUGUGUAGAAAAGACUUCUAAACUUGCAUUGUGAUGAGAUCUUUUUAAACUUGAAAAAUAGUAUGGUAAAAUGGAGCAGAAAACAUACACUGGAAGUUAAUAGUAUAUAUUUUUAAUCUCUAGAACAAUGUGAGACUGUUAAAUGCGAAUGAUGAUUUUUUUUUUUUUUGAGGAGUAAACUUUUGGCUCUGCGGUGAGAGAUGCAUCAAGUGGACAUAUUGAGACAAUGGUCAGAUGCCAUAUAUUCUAUUUAAAAGAUUAUGCCUUGUAAAUUAUUAAAUUGUUACUAGUUAUAUGAGGUUAAGAUGCUGCUGUUGACUUGAAGCAUUGAAGAUGUAUGACGUUUACUUCUUUAUGAAAAAUAACCAUUAAGUUCUGUUUAGGGUCUAUCCCCUCUGCUUCCCAGCCCUUUUCAUUGCACUCCAUAACCUCCAUACUCCAUGUAGUUGUGGCCCCCUUAGCCAUCAUUGAUCAAAUAUUCCCAGUCAAUAAGUCUCAGGUGAAGUCACGGGAGAUCUCAAACAAGGGUUUGAACCACAGUUUUUAUAUGGCUCUUCCACCGUUUGCACAUAUGUGUUUAUUGAUUGGUUGUAGACGGUAGGAAAGUGUAUAGUGACACGGUUUGUCUGCCUACCUCAAGUUGCUUCAACUUCAUCACCCAAGACAAUAUUGUGGUCUUAAGAUAGCCCUCGGAAUGUAAGAAUUACUGUAUCUAUUAACAUAAUAUGAGUUUGUUUUGGCCAAGCUGCUUUCUAUCUUGCAAAUGACUACUUGAGUUACUUUCCAAAUUUAGCAGCGACAGUUUCUGAGGUAAGGAUGAUUAAGCACAGCACGUUUUGUCUGAAAAAUGUGUGCUGUCAUACAAAUUUUUAAGUGGAGAACAAAACAACAGCCCCGCAACAAAUACAACCUUUGUGUAGAAAAAUAAUAGAAAAUGCAUCAAGUUAUUCCAGAAAGAUUUUGACCCAACUCUGUAUCAAUGUUUGAGACAGAUUGAUGUGGUUUUAUCAUUUUGCAUGUUUUCUGUUUCUGCCAUAUAGAGCAUAAUAGUAGUUUGUCAGUAAUUCAAAGUGCAUGAAAGGCUACUGAUUGAAUCAACACUCCUGACAGUCAACUAAAUGAACUUUUAUCUUCCAGAGGUAGUGUUUGGGCUGUCUUAUACAACAGAAAUGAAACCAUUCUUGGGUCUCAGUUCAGACCGACUUAGUUCAAAAAUAUCCCAUGCAAACUGGUUUGAUGAACUUGGCCUUUUGCCACAUGCAACCAAGUUGAGCCCUCUGAUUCAAGAUGUAAUUGAGAAAUUUUGCAGUGUACACAAAUCAAGACUAUUCUGGCAUGCUUUGUGACAACACUGGCUAUUCUGUUGGUUCUUCACUGCACAUGAACCUUUUUUUUGUCUCUCUCUGAUGCACACAGUGGUCUUUGUAACAUUUGUUGUUUGGCAGAGUCUGGUACAUUUUAAAAUGUGUGAAUGAGUUGCCCUCUAUGCCCUUCCUCAUAAACGUCUUUAAUUGAGCAGUGCUUUGGGACACACCAUGGCACACAGCAUAAAAACAGCAAACAGAUGUGCAGAUGUAAUCUGUGUAGAAAACAUAACCAAAUUUUAUUGAAUCUAACCCAUUGCAGUGUGCCUCUUUUUGAAUAGGCUAUAACACUGAAGUCCAUUUUAAAUUUGCACACAUGGUAUUGCCACCUGAAUAUCUCUUGUUCCAAGUCUCAUUUUGUUUUGCGUUGCUUAAUUACAUGGUUUUAGAGAAAGUUGGGAACAGUUCUGUGAAAAACUCUCAAGGAAAUGUCAACUCUCUGCAUUUCUAAGCAAAUGCAAAUGUAAGCAGCUCCAUAUGGAAAAUGGGAUCAUGAUUGUCAUUGUGUAUGCUAUGCAGUGAUGUCGCAACCAUGACAACUAGCAUGCACGGCUGUCUGCCAUGUAGUGUCAAUGCAUUUACGCACACUGGAAUUAGAAACGGGCUUGAACCAAAGGUAGACUUGGUAUGCUUAUACUGAGCCAGUGUAAGUGUGGAUUUUAUCACACUGUGACCAAAUUAGUUUCAUAAUACUUUUCAUAGCGCUUUAUAAUACUUUGCAUAUACCUGAAGCAUGUCACUGCCAUAUGCUCCAAAAAUUUCAUUAAACACAAUUAUUUGUAAAGGGCCUAAGAAUUCACUUGCAAGUAAACAAUGACAAGUGACAAUUUAGAACAUUGUGUUGUGAAUUUAAAUAAGAUCUUUUGUCAUUAGACUGAUUUCAGAGACAACACAGUGUGUUGUAAUUAAUUGUCACCAAGGGCAAGUUUUUAAUCACAUUUCAUAAUGUGUAAGUCUGGAUUACUUCACACUCUUUGGCCCCAUAGCCUUUAGUUAUGUUUAAAAAAAACCACCUUGAAAUGCCUUAAGUUUAUUCUGCUGUAUUAUGUUAUUAUUUUUGGAAUUGCAGAAUUGUCAUUUACACAGUUUUGUGUUUACGCUGCCUGACCAUUGUACUUUUAACAUAAUGCGUGACAUGGUGUUUAAGGGGUAUGUAUUAAGUCAAAACACAGCUAAAUCAACCACUGGUGAAGCGUGAUGGAGUGAAAUGAGGUAUAUUGCACAUAUGAGCUAUGCUAUACCUAGGAAGAUUUGAGUAGUACGUAUAUACACUCUUAUACAUACUCUUAUUAAACAAAUUUUGUUGCCAUUAUAAAGGGCAGAUUUUAUACUUUUACCCUUUAAAACCUAGUUUUAGGUUCACAUCUAAUAAGUGUUCCUGGUUUAAAAAAGAUAAUUAAUUGCAGAUGGUUUGACAUUGUUGGGAUAUAGUUUACAGUUCCUUUUAAGGAGUUUAAAAUAUCCUUAAGUUAAUGUUGGCAAAUGCAAUCUUCAGUAUCACAAAAAUAAUGUGACUUUUGAGAAGUGUGCCAUUACUGUCGAAACAGCGCCUUGAAAAAUGGUUUGAGAGGAAUAUUUUAUCAUUUUUGAUUCUGUUCAUCACUGAUCAUACCAGCAAUGAAGAUGAUGUUCAGAAAUUGAGCCAUGUUAAUAAAGGUAAUCGAAUGGCCAAAUGAAGAACAAAUGUGUUGGAAUAGAAAACAAAAUCCUGUGGCUUGCCUGAUGUGUACGUAGAACCGUAGGUGUAACAAAUUAGUGGCUUUGUUGAAGUGUAUAGUUUUUUGUGUUAACAUUGGCUUUUUAAGAAAUGGAGAAAGGAAUCAUAAUGCACAUCUUCCCAUGUACUAUGUUGUGACUUGGAACAGUGGGCUAGCUGUUUGUGUGCAUCACUACAAAGGGCUAACAGCUCUUGGGGCUGCUGCUAAGUUUGUGGACUCAGUUCUGUAUUGUAGUGAAGGACAAAAAAA
Molecule: messenger RNA, 6129 nt
Organism: Thalassophryne amazonica
Lineage: Eukaryota; Metazoa; Chordata; Actinopteri; Batrachoidiformes; Batrachoididae
Gene: spata2
Product: spermatogenesis associated 2
Exons: 3
Coding region: 571-2271 (566 amino acids)
Biological process (GO): protein linear deubiquitination; protein K63-linked deubiquitination; regulation of tumor necrosis factor-mediated signaling pathway
Cellular component (GO): cytoplasm
Source: RefSeq, a predicted model, not a curated record